This is a messenger RNA of Salvelinus namaycush (lake trout), 783 nucleotides long. Its product is annotated as synaptogyrin-1-like. The transcript is spliced from 5 exons. Gene Ontology annotation, cellular component: synaptic vesicle membrane; neuromuscular junction. The coding region runs from base 1 to 783 and encodes 260 amino acids. The record is from RefSeq and is a predicted model, not a curated record. NCBI's taxonomy places the organism in Eukaryota, Metazoa, Chordata, Actinopteri, Salmoniformes, Salmonidae.
AUGGAGGGCAUGGCAUAUGGAGCUGGGAAGGCUGGAGGAGCUUUCAACCCUAUAACGUUCUUCCAGCAGCCACACACCAUCCUCCGGAUCCUCUCUUGGUUUUUCUCCAUUGUGAUCUUUGGUUCUAUAGCCAACGAGGGUUACGUGAACCGACCCGACGAGGCCCAGGAGUUCUGUAUCUUCAACAGGAACCAGAAUGCGUGUAACUAUGGACUGUUCAUGGGAACUAUGGCCUUUCUCUGCUGUCUGGCCUUCCUGGCCCUGGAUGUCUACUUCCCACAGAUCAGCUCCGUCAAGGACCGCAGGAAGGCUGUACUGGCAGACGUAGGGGUUUCAGCGUUCUGGUCCUUCAUGUGGUUCGUGGGGUUCUGUUUCCUGACCAACCAAUGGCAGGCGGCGAAGCAGGAGGACAACCCCCUGAGGGAGGGAGGGGAUGCCGCUCGCGCUGCUAUCACCUUCGCCUUCUUCUCCAUAUUCACCUGGACUCUCUUCACCUCACCCCCCCAACCCCAACUAUGCCCUCCCACACCACUCUCUUCACCUCAUCCCUCCCUCCCCAAGGCGACCCAGUCCUUCUUCGGCUAUCAGAGGUACCAGUUGGGGGCCGACUCUGCUCUCUUCUCCCAGGACUACAUAGACCCCAGCCUGGAUGCUGGGGCAGCCGGGGACCCCUACACCUCCUUCACGGCCGGGGGGGACGACCUGGGACAAGGAGACCCUGUGGAGGGGUCCUCCUAUCAGGGGAAUAACGGCGAGGGGGGUGGGAGGUACCAGGAGUACUGA